Molecule: messenger RNA, 3681 nt
Organism: Oryzias latipes (Japanese medaka)
Lineage: Eukaryota; Metazoa; Chordata; Actinopteri; Beloniformes; Adrianichthyidae
Source: RefSeq, a predicted model, not a curated record
UGUAAACAUUAUAAAUAUACAUUUCCUAAAGUAUUUACCAUAUCUUAAUCAAAUGUAUGUUAAAUGCUAUUUUUAUUAGGUUUUCCGCCAUAAACAGUUUGUUUGGAAUCAAACUGCUCUUCCCCCUCCAGCCGCUAGGUGGCGGAAGUCCCGGAUGCUAACCUCCUCCAAAAAAACAAGCAGAAGAAGUCCGUCAGCCUAUCCGAGUAUCUAUUUACUUCGAUUAGCGCCGCUCUCCAAAAUAAGUAGAAAAAGAAGAAGCGGCUAUGGUAAAGAUUUUUAUCGGGAAUCUUUCUCCUGAGACCGAGAAGGAGGAGAUUGAAGCUCUCUUCCGCGAGUAUGGCGCGGUCACGGAGUGCGCCAAGUACAGGAACUACGCGUUCGUCCACAUGGAUGACCGGAAGUGUGCCACCAAAGCCAUCCGCGAGCUCCACCUCCGCAGGGUGGGCGGCAGGGCCAUGAACGUGGAGCCCAGCAGGGGCAAGAACCCCCAGGGCGCCCUGAAGCUCCACGUCGUCAACGUGGAGAAGGGCUCUGAAAGUGAGCUGCGGGAGCUGUUCGAGGAGUACGGCAGCGUCACGGAGUGCGCCGUCAUCAAAAACUUUGCCUUCGUCCACAUGGCCAACUAUGAUGAGGGCAUGGACGCCCUCCAGGCCCUGGACAACAAGGACUUCCAAGGAAAGCGCAUUCAGGUCCGGGUGUCAAAGAGCAGACCCAGGGGGGCUCCGGAAGAGGAGGAGCACCUGCCGCCCCCUCCCAGAACGGGCUACUAUCCCCCUGCUCCUUAUCGACCCGAGCGGCCCGAGCCUCUCUAUAGAGGUCGCACAGGUUACCCUCCUCUUCCUCCUCCACCACCGCCCCCUCCUCCAGCGAGACAAGCCCCCUAUCCUGUCCCUGGCUACGGCGAGCGGAGUUCCUAUGGAUUGGUGGAUUUUUAUGAGAAAUACAGAGCCCGCCCGCUCGCCACAUCAGGCUACGAUGACCGGCGCUCCAUUCCUCCACCGCCGCCUCCCUCCGCGCUUGUCAGGGAACGUCUCGGAAUAGAGCGCCGGCCCCUCCCGCCGCCUCCAUCCUCUUUCAGAGACCGGAGCCCCAUCAAACGAGUCUUCCCUCCGCCCGCUCCGUCGCCCGGUAACGGGUACGCCUAUGAGCGGGCUCGGCUCUCCCCCAUCUCCAGGGUGCCGCUCUAUGCGACUCCUCGCCCCAGAGAUUCCUACGCCAACAGUGUACCGCCUCCCCCUCCGCCGCCGCCGUCCCGGUACGCAAGCUAUUAGACGGCACGCUGGUGACACCAGGUGAGAACGGCAAAACCUCAAUCAUAACACGCAUUUAUAUCAAAGUCUGAUCUCUGCUUCCAUCUGUCUUGACCGUCAACCAAAGCUCCCCAUAGCAGUGGAGCUGCUGCCAAACCCCAAUCAAGUCCAGUAAACGUUCCUGCUAGUGUCCUGAAAUGCUGCUGCUUUAGCUAACAAACGUCCACAAACCCUGUGAGAAAACCUCCUUGACAUGUGAUGUCUCUCUUCCCAGGUUUAGAAAAUGACCACAUCGUCGUCUGCUGAUGCACGUGGCAUCGUACACCCCCAUGUCUAUGGCGGAUCGCGUUGCGUUCGCAGGAAACUUACCGGGAGAAAUUGCAGGCGGCCGCGUUUCUUAAAACGCACGAUUCCAUGUGAUCGAUUUUCUUUUUUUCUCUCUGUUCUUCUGUUUUAUUCUGGGUGUUUUUCCGGAGCGAAUGUUGUUGGUUUUUGUUAUUUUCUGCCCCCGUGUGAGGCAUCAACUUCAUAACUUUGAGCCACUGGUUUUUCACAAUAAGAGAAUGUAUUCAAACUUCCAGAAAAAGCCUUUGUCAUCCGUAAAGGUUUUCCUCCACCUCAGUUAACAUCCAGCUCGCCUGUGUGUGCUGUUAUUUUCUAAAGUUCUGGUUUUGCGGGAAUCGAACCUGUGUGUCCUCACUUUCCAACUUCUUUUUAUUUUGAAGGCUUUUUCAAUAAAUGAAAGAAGUUUUUUUUAAAACUGAAGCUGCUCUUCGUUGCGUUUGACUCUUCUGUGCCGACUGGAUGAACUGCUGAGCGACGCGCUCGUCACGCCGUUCACGUGUGGUGACGGUUUUACAUCCUAAAUUAUUGUCUUACAUCUUCUGAAAAAAGGAAAUGUUUAUGUUUUUAAAUCCCUCUUGAUUGGACCACAGUUGAUGUGGCCUUCAGGGUCUCUGUUGGUUUGGUUUCCAGGUCCGAUCUAAUCCUAGUGGAUGAGUUUAAGUUCAAAUCAAAGACAAUUUUUGAGUUAAAAAUAAAAGUUUAGGAGUCAAAUCGAUUUAUUUAGAAGAAGCAGAAAUAUUCAUUUUUUAUUUUUUAAUCAGUUGAAAAACUAUUUCUGGUAGAGGGCAAAACAAACAUUUAAAUUAGUUUUUAAUGUUGGAAUUUGUCAUUUUUUAAGUCUCGAUGCCCAGUUGUGUCACUUUGUAGUCAAACCAAAACAUUUUUAGAAAUGACAAAACAUAAAAGUGACCUCAUGAGUUUAAGCCAUCAUCCUAACCGUAAGACGAGCGGCGUCUCCGAAACCGUGACGGAUGUGACUCCAUCUCCACAAACCACCUUAAAAUCCAGGAAACAGAAUUACACUUACAUUUAUUUGACCAGACUUCCUUCCAGUCGCUUUCAAAAGUGUUGCUCUGUCAAAAGAAAAUCCUCCGAACCCGUCAAACGGGAUCUCUGCUGAUUUCCCUCACAGCCGUCGGCUAACAGAGGCGGGACGCUGGCCGUCGGCUGAAAGGAUGAUGUCCUCCACGGUUCCCCGGCUCCUGCCGCCGUCUCCGCCUCAUGAGGGCCUUUUAGCCUGCGUUUGCAGUGGGGAGGGGGCUCUGAUUUCACAACAGCAGCUUCUCUCUGUGCAUCGUCCCACUUCUGCUUUCUCAUUUCUAAGCAGAAGGGCUGCAAAUCUUCCUCCUUGUCACCGUUUGUCGCUCGUGGACAUUUUGCUCCUAAGUUUCUUGUUUUCUUAGUAUUUGUGCUCUUCGUAGGUUUAGCGUUUAAACAGGAGAUGUCCGCUCAGGUUCAGUCCUCCUCUGAAGACGGCCUCCGUCUCCUAGCAACAAGGUAGCUCCUCCUCCAAGGAGGCGGGGUUUUGUGUGGAAGCUUCCAGCAUCACCUCCAACCACUGUGAAGUGAGCGAUGGAGACGGAAACGCCGCUGGUCGCUUCUGUUUCCCCUUAAACAUUAGGUUUGAUGGGUUGACAUCUGGUUUGAAGAAAGGAACAUUUCAGCUUUUGAGUUUAAGAAGAGAAGCUGGAGAGUUUAGGUUUAUGUCAAAAAUAGCAGGUGAGCUCCGCAGGAGCGGCUUCACAGCCUUUCUCUGCACAUUCCAAUGUUCCCGUUGAUGCAAACGGCUGAAAGUCUUUGAUGUCAAAUUUGAUCAAAAGGAUGAAAUGGGAUGAUGGAGCAAAACUGCCACCACUAUUACCCCGUCUCUCUUUCUGGAAACGGCCAACAUGAAAUGUGAACUAACCAGUAAAACAACCCUUAAGCACACAGGAAGAGGGAAUUUCUGUUUCAUUUCCUCGUACUGGCAUUGAAGAUGAAUAUUUUCGGUCUUUGCUGAUGUCAGCAGAAAUGUUCUUCGAAAGCUUGUUCUGAAUUUUUUGUCUUGUUUUUCCAAUUUGUAAAUAAACUAUUUUUUUUAAUA